AUGAAUGCACAGGUAAUCAAUUGUCGGGCGGCUGUGCUUUGGUCGCCGGGAACUCCGCUAACCAUUGAGAACAUAACAGUGGAUCCGCCACAAGAGGGUGAAGUGCGGGUGCGUAUGGUGUCGGCCGGUCUGUGCGCCAGCGAUGGCCACCUUGUGUGGGGUUGGGAUACAGACCUAAUACUAGACUUGGAGGGCAACCCUAUAGUGAUGGGUCACGAGGGCGCCGGUGUGGUCGAGUCAGUGGGUCCGGGCGUGACGAGUGUGGCGCCGGGCGAUCACGUGAUACCGAUGUGGAUGCCUGAGUGCGAGAAGUGUGACCUCUGUUCGCAUCCCAAAACUAAUCUCUGUCUCAGCGGUGAUAUCGUGUCCGCAAUGUAUCACAAGAAUAAAGAGACCCGAAUGAAGAUCAAUGGAAAACCCCUGCUUUCAAAGGCGGGCACAGGCACUUUUUCCGAGUACAGUGUUAUUAGGGAGACACAUGUGGCAAAGAUCAAUCCGAGCGCUGAUCUGAAAACUGUUUGUAUCAUUGGUUGCGCCGUUGGAGGGGGUUAUGGCAGUGCUGUCAAUAUAGCUCGAGUACAUCCCGGAGCCAAAUGUGCGGUUUGGGGUUUGGGUGCCGUCGGGUUGUCAGCACUGUUGGGCUGCAAACAGUCCGGCGCUCACACUAUCAUUGGUAUUGACAUCAAUGCCGACAAAGAAAGUGUCGCCAAAGAGUUUGGUUGCAAUGAAUUCAUUAUUCCUAAAACACUCGACGAACCGAUUGAGAGUUAUUUGCAAAAAAUGGGAGGAAUUGAUUACGCGUUUGACUGCAUCGGUAACCAACAGGUGCUCGACUCGGCCUACAAAUCAUUAACGCCUUGGGGUGUAUUAACCGUUCUCGGUUUGGGUCCGAGAGGUAAUGGUGUGAAUGCAAAAGUGGCGGAUCUGGUAAUGGGUCGCACAGUUACCGGCGGUCUCUUUGGUAACCAAAAGCCCCGCAAAACUAAUCAAGAAAUGGUUGACAAGUAUUUAAGCGGUUCUCUACCUAUCGAUGGCUUAAUUACACACAGAAUACGUUUGGAUGAAAUCAAUGAAGGCUUUGAUAAUUUAAAAGCUGGCAAAACAGUCCGCACUGUCAUUGAGUUUUAA
Molecule: messenger RNA, 1128 nt
Organism: Medioppia subpectinata
Lineage: Eukaryota; Metazoa; Arthropoda; Arachnida; Sarcoptiformes; Oppiidae
Source: the annotation of a GenBank genome assembly